CAGAAUAUCUAAGGCACAUGUUGAGGUGCUUGAAUCAUUUGGUCAUCAGGUAGUUUGUGUCCAAAGUGCUGCAACAAUGCUUCUAGCGCUGCCUAUACUUUUAAGUGUCUUUUCUGUUGGCAGUGUGUCUGCUGGAGGUUCCUGGUGUGCAAAAACAGCAAGAGCCAGAGCAGCCGCCAUGGGCUUGGUCCUUCCGAAGACCCCGUUUAUUCCCUAUGGUCUUCCAUCAACGCAACACGGAAGUCAUGAUCCCAAAAGAACCCACUAUGAAAAUAAAAAUGACUUCAGAGAGGCUGAGCUUGGCUCUCCUAGUGACUGGGCUUAUGGUCAAGUCUUUACCAGAGGUGUCCAGUCCAAACCAUCUACACUAAACCAUCGUGCCUCUGAACCCCAACAAGUGGACUCUCUUGGAAAUUAUGCCCCCAGUUACCGAGGGAAAUAUGUUAGCAGCCACGUGCCUGACUUUGAGCGGCUCAAUUCUUCCCCUGAACUAGAAGCAAUGGUUCUUGGUUCGUCUGAGGAAGGGAAUAGUCAGGAUAACUAUAUUCCCAACUUAUUGGCUUAUAGACGUGACCCUGUUGUAUUUCAACAUGUCUCCAGCAGACCAAAAAAAUCCUGGGGUGUGCAUUCACGUCCCUGGGGCAGAGGACCUUUCCCUUAUGGACAGGGCCUUCUCCCAGUCCAAAGGCUGUCGUCCCCCCAUGGCCCUGGACACGGUAAGAGCCUUGUUUCUAGAUCCCCUCCGCCAUCAAGUGAGCGUUUCCGCAGCGUUGGAGCAAGAGGUUCUGCUGACGGAAAGAUUUGGACCCCAGGCCCCGUUUAUUCUCCGUUCCUUGUUCAAAGGGCUGACUAUGAAGCGUGAAGAGUGACAGGAUUUGGUUUUGGAUUUGAAUAAUGAACAAACUGUACUUAGCAAACCAGAGCUUUCGAGGAGCCUAACAUGCCAGCGGGUAGCAAAUCAAUGUUCCUAUUUAGUGUUAAGAUUUUGUGUAAUCCAUUCCAUUCAUUAAGUGUUGUGAAUCAUUACUUGAAGGUCCUGCCCCCCCAACAAGAAUGGACGCUACACUGUCCAAAUGAAGUAAAGGUGUUCACUAGACAGACUGCAGUUCAUGGACUGCAUCUUAAGGUUCACUAUACAACAUUUAUUGUAUUUUUAUUUGAGGAAACUCAAUAUCCUGCAGUAUGAGCAUGUAUUAUUCUGUCUACCUGACUGCAGGUCACUAUAAAUAGACUAAAUAAAAUGUUAUUUAAAAUACAGAACUUGCUUGAUGUUCAACUUUUGAUCCCUGGAAGUGAUUGUCCCUGUAAAACCCUAUUAAAUCUUGAGAUAA
Molecule: messenger RNA, 1331 nt
Organism: Esox lucius (northern pike)
Lineage: Eukaryota; Metazoa; Chordata; Actinopteri; Esociformes; Esocidae
Exons: 3
Coding region: 77-862 (261 amino acids)
Source: RefSeq, a predicted model, not a curated record